Molecule: messenger RNA, 2991 nt
Organism: Monopterus albus (swamp eel)
Lineage: Eukaryota; Metazoa; Chordata; Actinopteri; Synbranchiformes; Synbranchidae
Gene: atg13
Product: ATG13 autophagy related 13 homolog (S. cerevisiae)
Exons: 19
Coding region: 99-1724 (541 amino acids)
Biological process (GO): autophagosome assembly; piecemeal microautophagy of the nucleus; protein localization to phagophore assembly site
Cellular component (GO): phagophore assembly site; cytosol; Atg1/ULK1 kinase complex
Source: RefSeq, a predicted model, not a curated record
GCCGUAGCGAAAGUGCUACUAUUUAAACACGUCGACAUGGAGAAGAUAAACAGAAAAGAAACUACAUUGUCAAGGAAAAAGCGAAUGGUUGUGUCAACAUGGACAGUGACCUGAGUCCCCAGGAUAAAAAAGAUUUGGACAAGUUCAUUAAGUUCUUUGCCUUGAAGACUGUCCAGGUGAUAGUUCAAGCUCGUCUUGGAGAGAAGAUCUGCACUUGCUCUUCCUCAUCACCCACUGGCUCUGACUGGUUUAAUUUGGCCAUCAAAGACAUCCCAGAGGUGACUCAUGAAGCCAAGAAGGCAUUGGCUGGCCAACUUCCAGCUAUCGGGCGCUCCAUGUGCGUUGAGAUCUCCCUGAAGACCUCAGAGGGUGAUUCAAUGGAGUUAGAGACUUGGUGCUUGGAGAUGAAUGAAAAGUGCGAUAAGGACAUCAAGGUGUCAUAUACAGUCUACAAUCGUCUGUCUGUCCUUCUGAAGUCUCUGCUGGCCAUCACCAGAGUAACACCCACCUAUAAACUGUCCAGAAAGCAGGGACACGACUAUGUCAUACUGUACAGGAUCUACUUUGGAGAAGUUCAGCUGAGUGGACUAGGAGAAGGUUUUCAGACCGUGCGUGUUGGUGUCGUUGGCACCCCUGUUGGCACAGUCACACUUUCAUGUGCCUACCGCACCAACCUGGCAUUCAUGUCUAACAGGCAGUUUGAGCGGUCAGCUCCUAUCAUGGGGAUCAUUGUGGAUCACUUUGUGGAUCCUCCCUGCAGCAGCCAGCGUCCUGCAAACAGUGGACAGCCAUGCAAUUACAGAGCUCCAGACGAGGAGGACGGAGCACCAUUUGCGGGAGUUCAGGAGUCACAGGAGGUCUGCACCACAUCCUUCUCCACCUCCCCUCCCUCUCAGUGUGUGUGUACACUGAGUCCGUCUCCCUCUAAACUGUCUAAGCCCCUCCCCCUGGAUAGUCUGCAGCUUCCAUUGGCUCCUGGACUUGUCACUCACACUCUGUAUACUUCCAGGUUAUCCUACCAGCCUCCAGCUCUAGCAGGAGCCACUGAGCUUUGUCACCCUGCUGCCAAUCCAAACCAGGUACUGCAUGCUGGGAAAGAGGGUGGCAUUGUGUUGGUUCCUGCUCAGGCUCCCCAUGGAGCUGAUGCCAAUCUGACAGUGGAGCAUGCUUCCAACACACCGGGCAGCAGUGGCGAUGAUGACGGUCUGUCACAAAGUGGAGAAGGAAAGAGGGAUGAAGGGAGGAGGAGUGUUUCUCCCUCUGAUCCAGUGGAGUCUCUCAGUGCAUUCACAAGGAAAGUUGGGGCCUUUGUCAGUAAGCCCAGUACACAGAUAACAGCAGCCAGUCUGGACCUGCCAUUUGCUGCAUUUGCUCCUCGAGGCUUGGACCCAGAGCAGAAUGAUCCCAUGGUGCAGCCUCCAGACUCUCCUCCCUGCCCGUCCCCCCUGCAGGCCAGCCUUCACUCCCAGGGCUCAGAGGGAUCAGGGCAGCAGGAUGAUUUUGUCAUGAUCAAUUUUCGGCCAGCCUUCUCUAAGGAUGACUUGUUGCCGAUGGAUCUGGGCACCUUCUACAGAGAGUUUCAGAACCCUCCGCAGUUGACCAGCCUCUCACUACACAUCAGCUCCCAGUCCAUGGCUGAUGACCUGGACUCUCUGCCAGAGAAACUGGCCAUCUAUGAGAAAAACAUUGACGAGUUUGAUGCGUUUGUGGAUAUGCUUCAGUGAAGUGGGAGGGGCAAGGCUGAAACAAGAAAGACCAUGUGAAAAAAAAAGAGACUGGAUAAUGAAAGAAGAAUGAGGCUGUGUAGGUGUUUGGAUGGUGAAAAUCACUGACCAAAUCACUGUUAGUGUGAUGCUCCUCAUUUCUGACAUAUUCCUCUCUCCCUGUUCACUGAACUCCCCUCACUUACUGGCUUGUACAGAUAGUCAUCUGCAUUAUAAAUACUGUAUUAUCUACUGACACUGGCAUACACACACCCCUCUCUGGUCUGGUAGUGUUAAACUGAAAAUCUUUAUUUUCUAUGUGGCACAAAUCUGCUCAUCACCUGUAUUUAAUCAGUUUUAACUAUAGCUCCCCUCUCACUAACCUCUGAAAGGUUCCUUUACAUCAUGCUCUUCCUGAUCAUAUUCAAGCUGAAAGUGAGAGAUCAGUGAUGCUACUCUAGAAAUCAGACCAGUACCGUUUGUGUGGGUUCAGAAAAGGCCUGAAGUUUUGAAAAGCUGGUUGCGGCAAAGAAAAUCACACAAAAUAGCAGUUACUACUCCUGUGAUGUAAUUUACAAAUGUCCUGAUUUACGCAACUGACCGUUUCAGUAGCAACCUGACAAGUGACAAGCAGCAGUUUACCCAUUGUUCCCAGCUGGACUGGGGAUUUAAACUUCCAGUUUCAAUGGGGCCCUAGUAGAAAUGGAAGUGAAAUAAUUGUAGUGUUUGUGCAGAGAAAAUCCACAUCAGAGUCAUUUGCCUGUUGAUAGAAGCACAGUCAGCUAAAACCAAUACAACACAACAAGUCCAACCUUCAUGAGAAAUGAAAGGUUACAUUGUUGAAACCACUCUACUCAGCUUGGGGGCUGCUAGCGUGUACUGUGCAGCACUCAAGCAUUUCUAAUAUUUUGUCCACAUCGUUUGAGGGUAGAUGAAUAUUAGAAAAUCUUAGUACAACAGGACCAUUUUAACAGCCCCAAAAUGACCGAAGUGGAGUCAACACCAAUUUCCUCAAAACAAUUUGUUUCUCCAUGAAGGAAAGAUUGAUUGCUGCACUGUUGCAUUCAUUUAGCUACCAAAUAAACUGACAUCUGGGUGUCUUACUUUUGGCUGUGUAACAUGCAUAUGUAUAUUUUGGGGUUUUGUAAAGGUGGGGAGCAGUCCCAGCUGUCGAUAGAAGGUGCCAGGUCACCAUCCAUGAUUUGAGCUGGGUUGAAAGCUUUAAAUUAAACUUGUCCUUGCCGUUGGUCCAGAUGUACUAAUAAAGCAUGGCUGCUCUGUUGAAACA